Molecule: messenger RNA, 7504 nt
Organism: Pseudomyrmex gracilis
Lineage: Eukaryota; Metazoa; Arthropoda; Insecta; Hymenoptera; Formicidae
Product: cyclin-T
Exons: 8
Coding region: 265-4128 (1287 amino acids)
Biological process (GO): positive regulation of DNA-templated transcription, elongation; regulation of transcription by RNA polymerase II
Cellular component (GO): cyclin/CDK positive transcription elongation factor complex; nucleus
Molecular function (GO): cyclin-dependent protein serine/threonine kinase activator activity
Source: RefSeq, a predicted model, not a curated record
UUACGUUUAAAAGGUGCUACAAGAGAAAACCAAGAAUAUAACUCGAUACUCGAUUCAUGAUAUUUUUUUCAUUGUGUGAUCCCUAAAUGCGCGGGACGCCAUUUUUGAUAUAGCAGCCGCGAGAGACGGGACUCUAGCCAACGCGGACGUGACUCUAGCGCGUGGCGGCGCAUUGUGUAACUUCGAGAGUGCGUAGUUCUUUCUACCCUGCAUUUCCGUGGAUCAAGAGCAAUUGCAGAAAAGUGUCUGUGUUUGUACAUAUAAAUGGCGUCGGACGAAAGAUGGUAUUUUACGAAGGAACAGUUAGCGAAUACACCGAGCAGAAGAUCCGGCUUGGAUGCGGACAAAGAGCUGAGCUAUCGUCAGCAGGCGGCGAAUUUUAUUCAGGACAUGGGACAACGACUAGUCGUGUCACAACUAUGUAUCAAUACAGCCAUAGUCUACAUGCACAGAUUCUACAUGUUCCAUUCGUUGAAUCAAUUUCCCAGGAAUUCCAUUGCGAUAGCAGCACUUUUCUUAGCUGCAAAAGUAGAAGAGCAACCAAGAAAAUUGGAACAUGUUAUCAAAAUGGCACAUCUCUGUCUCUUUCGAGACCAGGGCCCGCCUGACAGUCGCUCGGAUCAAUAUCUCGAACACGCCCAAGACUUAGUGUUCAAUGAAAAUGUUCUUCUGCAGACGCUAGGAUUUGAUGUUGCUAUUGAUCACCCACAUACUCAUGUUGUUAGGUGCUGCCAAUUGGUUAAAGCAUCUAAAGAAUUGGCUCAAACUUCAUACUUUAUGGCAUCUAACAGUUUACAUCUCACUACUAUGUGCUUACAAUAUAAACCCACAGUUGUUGCGUGCUUUUGUAUACAUCUUGCAUGCAAAUGGUCCAAUUGGGAAAUUCCACAAAGUACAGAAGGAAAACAGUGGUUUUGGUACGUGGACAGAACCGUAACUGCAGAACUACUUCAAGAACUCACAGAUGAAUUUCUUCACAUAUUCGACAAAUGCCCGUCAAGAUUAAAGAAGAAAAUCAUGAGUAUUUCCGCCAAUCAAAGCCCUAGUAUUCAUCAUUCUAGUUUGCCGAAUUCUCCUUUCGAUGCCGAACCGCGUAAAAUACAAUCACCAAUAGACGGGUCUGGAGCUAGUACUUCUAGUGGCUAUUCAAGUCGUUCUCAUCAUUCGCAACAAGAAAAACAAGAUAGGCAAGAAGAUAAGAAAGCCAUGGCCAUUGCGGGUCCAUCAACAUCGAGGACAGCUGUAGAUUAUCACCGAGAAUACCGCGAAAAGAAAGAACGAGAACGUUUGGAAAGAGAGAAAGCGUCAACAAUGAGCACUUCGCACAUUGAUCUUAACAAGUCUCAUCAUUCGCAUCAUCACAAACCUAUGUCCAACACAACGAAUGUGCCGAACAAACAUCAAGUACCGUCGUCGGUCCAAAAGAGCAGUACAAGCCUUCAUCAUAAUCAUUAUAUGAAAAUGGGUCCAGUGCCACAGAGACAUUCUACCGGUAGUCAACCCAGAGAAGCUACCAACAGGCAACGAUUGCCGAGGGAUCACAACGUCAGUGCCGGUAGUAUUGCGCAUUCGUCGCACGUUAACGCCAAUUUAGAUAGUUCCUUGCCAUCCGAAUCCUCGUCUCAUCGGACGGACGGCAAUGUUGUACAGGAUUCGACAACCUCAUUGCACGGAAGAUCGCAGGAGAAGUUGAGCAAUAAUAAUCAUAGUGGACAUAGACUGAACGUGCUUGACAGUAAACAUCAGACAUCGUCGCACGAUAAAAGGCUGUACCGAGGAGAAGACCCAAGGCUCAAGUCAGGCAAAUAUCCGGAUAUCAGUAAAAUCGAGAACUCCGCACGACGAAAGCCGGAUGAAAGAUGCGAGGAGGUGAGACAGAGAUGCGAAGAAGUGCGAAAGCUAAUCGAAAAACCGCCACCAAAACAAGCGGAUGUGCCGUAUCUGAUAAAUACGGCGCCGCAGAAGCAGCAAGUGCAUCCUUCUAAAUACAGCAAUCAGCAACAACCCGAAAAAUCGCAAAGUAGCUCGCUUCCAGGCGACUCAAAACAUGGAACAAUGUCAAUUAGCCAGAACAUGCUUUCGCAAGACAAAUCACCAAAUGUAUCGGUACCUCAUACCCUUUUGCCGCACAAAUCCGUUAAACAAAUAUAUAAUCAACCCAACACCGUGAGUUUGUCUGUACCGAAGGACACAAUCAAGAACGGUAGUUCUCAGUCGUGUUUGCCCUCGUUGAGCAACAUAGACGAUUCGAAAUUGGAAAAACGGCCACGAACGACCGCGUACGAGGACUCCGUCGAGAAGAAUUCUGCUGACGCUCAACAGAACGCAAUUCUCCAUACACCUCCCAGCAAACACAGAUCGCUCUUCAGUCCAGAAACACCGACUAUGAAGGAACCACAUCCACAAAGUUCAAAACCCAAAUCAAAGCAAAAGACGCCACCUAUCUCAGCCACGAAGACGAUAUCGCAGUUCGUCAGUUCUCCGACUUCGCAGGAUUCCCUGAAGCGAUCAUGCCCCAGUGAUAAUGUAACAUCCAUGCACAAGAGACUUCGCGCAUCAAACAACAGCGAGAGCGAACAACCGAAGAAAAAAAUCGAAGAUAUAUCUAACAUGGAAGCGAUGAAGAUGCUUGGACGCGUGCCCGAUAUGAUUCAACCGAUACGCGAUAAUAUAUUAUUGUCAUCGAACGGCAAAAACAGUAAUAACAGCAUGACGUCUGUCAUCAAUGACAUGAAGCCACCGGAGCUCAUAAAACCAUUCGAGGAACAUUCUCGUUUCAAUACGCAGUACAAAACCUCGUUGAUAAACAUGAAUAUGCUGACUAACGGUAUGGAUAUGAAUACUGCAAUGAGGCAAGAAGCUCCGGAACAUCGCGUGAAAAAAGAGUAUCAGGAACAUUACAUGAAGAAGGAUCAGUCGGGGCAAAAGACUGUGGAACCGUCGCAUUCACAUUUCCAGCCGAAGCUUGAAUAUUCGUCGCCGAUGAAAUCUGCGCAAAGUAUAAGCGCGCUGCUUCAAGAACCACUGGCACCGAUGCCGUCGUUAUUGCAAAGUUUACAACAGCAGCACAGUCAAGUGCCUCUUCAGCAAAUGCAUCAAGAACAACAGUCGAUUCAUCACUCGGUGACGGAUCAUCAGCUACCAAUGGUGACUCAGUGCUUGUCCAUACCUACUGAAAGCGACAAUCUCACACCAAUAGCCUCGACCGUCGACAUUAGUGCUCUCUCCUGCGUGCCAAUAAUACAGCAAAGUAGUAGAACUAACGAACCGGAAUCGACGACGCAAGGUGCCUCAGAACCUACCACGUCUAUUAUCCCGACUGAAGAAAAACGAUCUGAACAUCAUAAAAGCGAAAAGAAGAAGAAGAAGGAGAAACAUAAGCACAAAGACAAAGAGAAGAGCAAAGAAAAGCACAAACAUAAACACAAAGAUAAAGACAAGGAGAGACAUCGCGAGAAGAAGGACAAAGAUAAGAGCGAUGAAGUACCAACGGCGGCUCCUAUCAAAAUCACGAUUCCCAAAGACAAGUUAAAUUUGAGUACUGAAACGUCACCUAUAAGCGGUAAUGUCUCUGUCACGUCGGACAAGAAUAUAACGCCGCAGAGUACGGGUUUGAAAAUUAAAAUUCCGAAAGAGCGGCUCAAGGGCACUGAUAGUGUACCAAGUUCGUCGCCAGCGCCACUUUCGGUGGUGCCGCUCAAGUUUAAGAUACGGACGACUGAUGGCAUCUACAGAAGUUCAGCAGCAGCACCAACUUCGUUACCAGCAUUACCACCGCCGACAUCAUCGUCAUCGUUAUUGUUGCCAACAUCAUCGUCGUCAUCGUUAAUAUUGCCGUCUUCAUCAUCGUCAAUGUCAUCGUCAAAUGGCUCCAUGCACGCUACUGAAUCUACAAAUGAAACGCCAAGUCGAAAGCGUGAACGGAUCGAUUUGAUUGGCGACAAUUCGACGACCGUAGCCAAGAAGCAGAUGAUGAUAUCUGCGACAGGUUACGGACAGGGCUACCGACCUGGAGAACGGCAGAACGGCAGACAUUAUAACUCCGGCAACAAUAAGGAGAGACAUUCAUCCAGUCACCACAAAAGCUACAACAAGCUGUCACAAUCUCAACAGUCUCACACGUCGUAGUAUGCUAUCGGACAAAAGCAUAAGGAAGUGUCCCGCACGUUACGUCCUGAGGAAGGAAGCGCCUAUUAUCUAUGAGCGCGCGAGGAGAAACGUGGAAAAUAAUAAUAAGAAUAGGGACACACGCGCUUUUGCCAAUUUCCCAUUAUAUUACACGUCGAAUUAAUUUCUCUCAACAAGAAUCAUCUUUUCGCUCUCUCGUCCUCUCCCCUCCCCCAUUUCGUGUUCCAUUUUCUCUCUUUUCUUGACACCUUUUUCACGGUGAGAGAAAAAUGUCCCGCAGUUGUACGCGUCCGUUAUGUAGAGAGUUCGUAUUAGUCUUGACGCUUUCACUGAAACUGACUUUUUUCGAAAGAAAAAAAAAUACGAACGAGAGAGAAGAAAACAUGAUCUUACUCAGGUUCAAACUACUGUAGAUAGAUGCAACUUGCAUUUUCGAUAGCGCGCGACUGGUGACUUUUCCACUAUUCGCUUGCCUUUUUUCUGUUCGCAUAAUGUGUGCGAUUAUAUAAGUACUGAUAAUAAUCCUUACACUGACUCGUCGAGAAUUGCGAACGUUCCGCAAUUUAUAUUCUAAGUGAGAAAGUCAACGAUAUGAAGUAAAACUAUAUAUAUAUAUAUCGGCGCACUUACUGCGAUUGUUAAAAUAAUGACACGUUAAUAAUAAAAUACUCCGCUAUUCCCUGUACGAAUUUUCUCGCUUGACACUUUUACAUCCGUGUCGAAUGAAAAUAAAUUUAAAAAAUCUUAGAAGAAUUUACGCUGUAUUUAACGAAGAUUAAACGAGUAUUUGAAUUAAAUCGUACAGGUAGCGAAGUGUUAAGACGAUGUAGAGAUACGAUUGACACGUGUCUUCGAUAAUAUAAAAAAAAAAAAAAAAAAAAAAAAAAAAACCCAAAAAAAAACUGUUUCGAUGAAACAGCUUCGUAAGCUUUCACAAAGCUUUGUAACGUAAUGUUUAAUCGAUGAGAAAUCGGAGACACACCGAUUCCUUCUUGGGUUUCUUUGCCCACUCAGUUAGUUUAUUUUCAUUGCCUUAAAAUAUGAUAUGCGUUCAUCAUAUUUGUCAUACACAUGUUUGACACACAUUUUUUCUCGCGAAGAGCGUAUGUGAACGUCCGUGUUCGUCGCCGAAUAUAUUCUUGACUACCACCUUCGUUUGGUUGGUUUCGAUAAGCAAAAAUUUAGAUAAUGUAACUGGGUUUAGAUUUUUAUUAUAUCUUUAGUAUAGGCAAAUCUUAAGAUAGAGCAACAAAAUCUCCGAUAUGAUUGAUAUAUGCAAUACGAUUAGACAAUUUUGGUUUGCGUGUCAUAUUGGAAAACUAUUUCGUUACAAAAACAAAAAUUAUAAAAAAAUGUUCUUUUAGAUUUUUCUUAAGUAAAAAAAAAAAAAAAAUUAGAUUAGUUACGUUAGAAUUACGCGAGUUGUCUUGAGACUACAAACACACAUAAUGUGCAUUUAAACAAUGCUUCGUUUCCGGCUGUGGUUUAAUUGAUAAUUUCUGUUCUCGUUCUCGUUUCUCUUUUCGCAUAGUCAAACGUCAGCGAGAGACGCUGAUUUGUCCAGAACAAAGAAUGUGUCAGUCACACAUCAUUAAUUCUCAGGAUAGUUUUUCUUCUCAAAUCGUCUGAUCUAACCGCGGAGUCAAUCUCACCGAUACUCGUUUUCUUUUGUUGCGUUACCGUUAUCGUUUCGCGAGACAAAUCCGAAUGUUUCUACAACGAAAUGACCGAUUCAAGAUGAAACAACCACACAUAUAUUACAUAUUUUACACACAUAUAUAUAUAUACACACACAUACACACACGCAGUAAAGUACUUGUUCUAUGAUUAUCCAAUAAUAUUUAUAUUACGUCUUAUUAUUAUUGUGUAAAUAGUUCUCUAACACAUUCAUAUACCUAAAAACUGCAGUAAGUAAAUGAAUAAAUAUAUAUAUUAUACUAUUAAUAUCUAGUAUAUAAAGAACUAUAAAGUAAUAAUUAUUGCGACAGACUGUAAAUAAAAUUAUUUUGUAUGUGAAAAGAAACCAAAUGAGAGCAAACUCUACUUCGACGCACUCUGUUAUGUGUAGUUUGAUGCGUACAGAUGAGACACACACAUACACACAUUGCAUACAGAAGACAAAGACAUACAGAGACAGAAAAACCACACACACACACACAUACACACGCGUGCGCCCUCAAAGAUGUAUAGUUAUAUAUAUACGCGCAACCGCCCUGCGAAAUCAACGUAUACGUACGUAAGCGACGUUUGUUGAUUAAUAUAUAUAUAUAAUAUAUAUAUAAUAUAUACAUAAUUUAUAUACAUUAUAUAUAUAUAUAUAUAAUAUAUAUAUAUGCGCCGAUAUUAUACUUUGUUCAGCGGUACACAAACUACAAAGUGUAUUCGCCCGAUCGACGAUCGUCCAAUUAUAUUUUUGUAAGUAACGAUCUACUUAAGUUGAACUUAAAAAAAAAAAAGAAAUCAAGGAUUCUGUGAAUAUAUUAGAUAGAGUGCUGCGUAUCCGAGCAAAAUGAGAGAAAGGGGGAUAAUAUAUCACACACAUUGGACAUCGCGUAUUUCGUACAACAGCAUUUGAUUCAUCGAAAUUUCUGUCGAAAAUUGAAAAGAAGCUUGAAAGCCUCUCAGGCUCGUACCCUCGUAACGCGAAUGCGAGUCAUUUCAAUCCCAUAGAAGAAAGAUUUUUCAUUAUAUAUAUAGUUUUGAGAAUAUCUCUGUACAGAAACGAACACUUGCGUACCAAAUACAACGUUGUAAAAAAAAUUACACAUUGCAUGUCCAUUUGAUAGCGACUGGAUCAAAGUAAAUGCUCGUGGCAUCCGCAUUACGAGGGUUAAAUAGCUGUAAACUCGCGUCACUGUCGCAAACAUGAGAGCAUCUUGUUUCUUUUCUUCCCGGAUAAUCUGAAAGAUGUCUCAAAAAAAAAUAUUACAAUAUCUACAUCUGAAAACAGUGAGACGUCUUUUAAACCAUUUUGAGAUAAUGUGGUCUGGGUUUUGAUACCGUUUUGUUUUUAUAUUAGUUGUACUUACGUGCGAGAUGGGUAACGGGUGACAAGCGACGGAAGGUAACGUCUCCAGUGAUCCUAACAAUAAGAAAUAAUGUUACAAGCGUGCACGGGAGAAAUAUUCCAUUGCUUGGCGCCCGCCAAUCAUUUUCCGUCACUCGGAAGCGCAACUGCAGCCUUACGAAAAAAAACGCGGAUCGUUCCACCAACGAUCAUCAUGUACAAUCCGACUGUGUGACGCGGAGUUUACGCGAUCACGUUUCUCGUGGCGUAUUGUGUUCGUUAGAUGAAAAAAAAAAAACAAAAAAACAAAAAAAAAGACUUUUUUUCCGACUGAGAACGAGACGAUCGAGAUGUGAAUCCGGCCCGAAA